Messenger RNA from Hypoxylon fragiforme, 1765 nucleotides. RefSeq lists its product as uncharacterized. The record is from RefSeq and is a predicted model, not a curated record. NCBI's taxonomy places the organism in Eukaryota, Fungi, Ascomycota, Sordariomycetes, Xylariales, Hypoxylaceae. Bases 460 to 1443 code for a protein of 327 amino acids. The transcript has a single exon.
GCGCGUUGUUUUCUACACUAUUUUUCUUAUUUACUUCACAUACAUGAUAGCUUCAAGAUAUAAGAUUCAAUGGUCGAGAUACUAUAUGCUGACAACUAGUUGUAAUUUUAUGCUAUGACUACUGAAACUAUACUCGUAUUCGAUACUCGCACUCGGUUGUUUCAGCCCCCACAACCCCAGAAAGAACCUUGAAGAUCCGAGGCCUCACAAGUUAUAACACGUACAGAUAGUAGACUGACCUAGCCUACCUCGGCACCACACCCCACUGUAUCCCUUGUAUAGCCUCCAGGUAGCAGCUGUUGAGCUUGCAGAUCCUCAAACGUUCUAACGUUUGAACAUUUAUAUCGGAUCUCACAUUUCAUCUUUUUCUUUUGACGAUUACCUACUCAAAAAUCUAGGGACUACACAUACCUAGUACCUACUUAACAGUCUCAAAUUCAAAAAGAUACCAACUAAACCAUGGGAGUUUCAAAGGAGAAAGAAGCCCAAGACGAGGCCCUACCAGCCUACGAGGAGCUCGCCGGGCCCUCCUCCUCCUCCUCCCACGCAGUCUCGCCAGCAGCGGGGCCCACCGUAGCAUCUCCCUUUAACUUCCCCUCAGACUCCAACCUCCCGUCCUACGAAACAACACAAGCCGAGCAGCAGCAGCAGCAGCAGCAGCAGCAGCUUCUACAACGGCGAGAAUCACAACCGCGCGUAAUCGCCAUCCCCCAAAUCACGCCGCACGAGACCUCCCCGCUGCUCAACGCCUACUCGCCCACGCUCCUGCAGUACGGCGUGCCGGAGGACAGCUGGCUCGCGUUCCUGCGCACGCUGUCGGGGUUCCUCGCGGCGACGGUGUCGCAGAAGGCGGUCAGCCACGCGGCGGACAUGGCGCAGCACGUCGGCGGCGUGCCGAAGCGGUUCGGCAAGGAGACGCUCGCGCACGCGAAGGACGUCGGACACGCCAUCCGCGGCAGCGCGCGCAGGGGCAACUUCCUCGCCGCCGCCGCGCACACGCUGACCGCGACCGUCACGCUGCCCGUCGGCACUGCGCUGCGCGCUGUCGGCGCCGCGGUCUCGCUGCCGUUCGCGGCGCUGGGCGCGGCGGCGCGAGACCCGAAGACGCCGCGCGAGCGCGCGGUCGCCUACGCCGCUGCGGCGAACGUGAAGUGGUUCCAUCGCCGGGGGCUCGAGGCGCAUCUGGUCGACACGACGGAGCUGUGCCAGGUGCUGGGGUUGUCGGUCGAUGUGCUGCUGAGCGCUGCGGAGGCGGCGAAGGGGCUGGGGGCCGCGGGACAGCUGGCGGCGCUGGGGGGACACAUCGCGGAGUUGGAGGUGAAGGCGCGGGGGCCUGCUGCUACGACUGCGCUGGAGCUGGGGGCGGCCACGUACUGGUUGGUGGUUUCGAGGAAGAGCGAGGUGGAGGAGGAGGGUUAUGGGAAACAGAAGUAUGCGAACUGAUGGAUGGAAUUGGGAGGAUGGGGUUGGCUGGCAGAUGAGAUGGACUUGCAUAUAUACAGUACUUACCUAGUGCCUGCGUGGUGCCUGGAUUGAUUGGUACGCGAUAUAUGCUCAAAAUCAGUUAUAUAGGGAGGGUGCAUGUAUUCGGGUUUAGGGAGCUCCUUAAUAGCUAUAGUGAUACCCAGGAGUCUCUGGGAGUUUCUUUCAAGUGUUUACUCUACAUAUAUACCUACUUGUUGUCUAUACCUGCUUAGGUACUUACAGAUACCCAAAAUAAUAUUCAACAGUCUUGUUUUCCACCUACGUACUUAGUUAAUAGACC